Molecule: messenger RNA, 507 nt
Organism: Anisakis simplex (herring worm)
Lineage: Eukaryota; Metazoa; Nematoda; Chromadorea; Rhabditida; Anisakidae
Source: the annotation of a GenBank genome assembly
AUGGAGCUAACCAACAAGCAACGUGAAGAACAAGAACGUCAAUUGCAACGUAUGCGAGGUGAAAAAGCUCAAAUCGAGAAACUGAUCGAAAAUCGCGAACGAACACAACAAAAUCGUAUCAAACAGUUAGAGAAUCAACUGGCUAUGAUGCGUGAACAACUCGAUAAUGAACGUCGCAGGCGACGCGAUUACGUUGAUCGAAGUUUAGCCGGUGAUAUCGGUAAGCUGGGUGGUGGCUUUUUGGGUUUACGCAAUUCGGGUAGUGCUGGUUUUGGGGGUGCUGGCGGUGGUAUGGGUGCCGGUGGUUUAGGUGGUGCUGGUGGCGGUAUUCAUAGCGCUGGUGGAAUUUUACCGCAUUUCGAUGCGGCGGCCGAUUACCUACCGGCUGGUGCAACGUUAGUUUUCGUUUCAUUCUCCCAUUCACAACCACAAAAAUCACACCUAACCCACUCACAAUUAAUCAACUCAACAUCUACAUAUAUCCAUCCCUUUCAGACAAAUAACUGA